AUGGGUUCCAUUCCAACUGAGCACCCGAAAAUCCGCAUCGCUAUCGAUCGUGGUGGCACCUUCACCGAUGUGCAUGCCUAUGUCUCGAACACAAGGCAUGAACAAGUCUUCAAGCUCCUCUCGGUGGACCCCAAGAACUACAAGGAUGCCCCCACAGAAGGCAUUCGCCGGGUUCAGGAGAAGUUCAGGGGUACGGUGCUGCCACGAGAGGAGCUUAUCGACACCUGGGACAUUGAGUCUAUCCGGAUGGGAACGACAAUUGCCACAAACGCGUUGCUGGAGAGGCAAGGCGAGCGAGCGGCGCUCUUGACAACCAAGGGCUUCCGUGAUCUUCUGGUUAUUGGCAAUCAAGCCCGGCCGCAUAUCUUCGACCUCACGGUGCGGAAACUCGAGAAUCUGUACGAAACAGUGGUCGAGAUCGACGAGCGGGUGACUAUGGAGGAGUUCCUUGAGAAUCCCGGGAAGCAGCCGAUCGACAUCAGCAAGGACUCGGCCCUUGUUGAAGGUUCGACAGGCGAGGUCGUUCGCAUCCUCCAAGUUCCCGAUAUGAAGGCCAUCAAGGUGCAACUGGAGCAGUUGUACAGUGAAGGAUUCAGGAGCCUAGCCAUCUGCUUCAUGCACGCUUAUCUCUAUCCAAAUCAUGACAACAGCGUUGCGAAGCUGGCCCGGGAAAUGGGGUUCGACGUCUCGGUAUCUUCAGAGCUUCAACCAACGAUCAAAAUGGUACCUCGGGGCAACUCAGCCACCGCAGAUGCUUACCUCUCGCCGUUGAUCAAGAGAUACGUCAAAAACUUCGGCACUGGUUUCAAGGGUGGCGUUGAAGUCAUUGCUGGAAAAAUUCUCUUCAUGCAGAGCGAUGGAGGUCUCUGCCUCUGGCAAAAGUUCUCUGGUUUGCGCGCAAUUCUCUCCGGGCCAGCAGGAGGUGUCAUCGGUUAUGCCAAAUCUUGCUACGAUGCUGGAGAGAAACGUCCACUUCUCGGGUUUGACAUGGGAGGCACAUCGACCGAUGUUAGUCGGUUUGCCGGCACUUAUGACCAUGUCUUUGAGACUGAGACGGCAGAGGUCACCCUUCAAGUGCCCCAAUUGGACAUCAACACGGUUGCUGCUGGCGGAGGAAGUAUCCUGCACUGGAAGAAUGGUCUAUUUGCCAUUGGCCCUGAUGUGAAUAUCCCAUCUCUUGUGUUUUACACUGUUUGUUAUCGCAAGGGCGGUCCGUUGACAGUCACGGAUGCCAACCUCUUCCUUGGACGACUUCUUCCUGAGUCCUUCCCAGCCAUCUUCGGUCCCAACGAGGAUGAACCGCUUGAUUAUGAAGCAACUGCCAAGGCCUUUGCAGAGAUGACCCACAUGAUCAACUCGGAGGAGGGUCUUGACUUCACGCCUGAGGAGGUGGCGAGUGGCUUCUUGCGCAUGGCCAACGAGGCCAUGAGUCGCCCAGUCCGUUCCUUAACAGAGGGCAGAGGUAUCAGGACGAGCGAUCAUACUCUUGUCACCUUCGGAGGUGCAGGAGGACAACAUGCCUGUGACGUUGCUGAGGCCUUGGGUAUUGACAUGGUCGCUAUCCAUCGCUUCUCAUCUAUCUUGUCUGCCUAUGGUAUCGCCUUGGGAGACUUGACUCACGAGGUGCAGCGCCCACGAACGGAUACCUUGGCCAACAUGGAAAAGAACAUCGAGGCUGAAUUCGCCCCCUUGGUGAAUGAGGCCAGUACGAUCCUCCUCCAACAAGGAUUCCCCGCCCAAGAUGUUGAAUACGAGCUGUUCCUCAACUUGCGAUACGCCGGCACCAACAGCUCCCUCAUGAUUCGGAAACCGGUAGACUCUUGGGAUUUCGCCUCUAUCUUUACACGUCAGCAUCAUGAUGAGUUCGGCUUCACCCUUGACAGGGAAAUCCUGGUCGAUGACAUCCGCGUUAGAGCUCUUGGGAAGACGAGGGGCCACGACUUUGAAACCAUUUCUCAGGCGCUCAAGUCGGUCCCCACCAACAUGGUAUCCCCGAAAAAGAGCGUCAAGAAGACAAAGCUCUACACGGCGGGUGUCUGGAGUGAUGUCAACUUGUACAGGCUUGACGAUCUUGCUCCUGGUGAUCUUGUCCAGGGGCCUUCGGUUAUCCUAGAUCAGACUCAGACGAUUUUGGUACAGCCUGGCUGGUCUGCAACUGUCCUGCCUCGCCAUCUUGUUUUGGAGAAAGCCUUGCAGUCCGCAUCCAAGACUGAAGAGGAGGACGAAAGCUUCAUUGAUCCCAUCCAACUAUCUGUCUUUGGCCACCGUUUCAUGAGUAUCGCCGAGCAAAUGGGCGACGUGCUGGUCUCUAACCAUCCCGCCGCCGGUGGCUCUCAUCUUCCCGAUGUCAACGUCAUCACGCCUGUUAUUGACGAUCAGACCAACGAGGUUCUGUUCUGGGUCGCUUCUCGUGCCCAUCAUGCUGGCAUUGGCGGUAUCUGCGCUGGCUCCAUGCCGCCGCAUUCAAAGGAGAUCUGGCAGGAGGGCGCAUCUUUUACCUCAUUUAAGCUCAUCGAGUACCCCGGAUGCACUGGCACCAGAACCUGGAGUGACAACGUCAGUGAUCUCAAGGCCCAGGAUGCGGCCAACCUCAAAGGAAUCCGGUUGAUCCAGGAUUGCAUCAAAGAAUAUGGUCUAAGCACUGUCCAGAAAUACAUGAACGGCAUCCAGGCCAACGCCGAAAAGAUUGUUCGUAGCCUUCUUCGCAAAGUCCACGACGAAUUCAGCGGCCUUCCCCUGGAAGCCGUGGACUACCUUGAUGAUGGCUCGAUGAUGUGUCUCAAGAUCCACAUCGACCGCGAGCAAGGCUCGGCGACCGUUGACUUCACUGGGACCACAGGGGAGCUGUAUGGCAACCUGAAUGCCCCUCGUGCCAUCACCUUCAGCGCGAUCAUCUAUGUGCUCCGGUCGCUCGUCAACGAGGAUAUCCCUCUUAACCAGGGAUGCCUUGCACCCAUCGAUGUCAUUCUUCCCGAGGGAACAUUCCUGUCACCUUCCAAGGGAGCCGCAACCGUUGGUGGAAACACUGAUACCUCGCAGCGUGUCACAGAUCUGGUCCUUCAAGCCUUCCAGGCUGCGGCCGCGAGUCAAGGAACCUGCAACAACCUCACGUUCGGCUACGGAGGCGUGGUUGUGAACGGAACGGCAAAGCCUGGCUUUGGCUACUAUGAGACCAUUGCAGGAGGAUCUGGUGCCGGCCCGACCUGGGCAGGCCAGUCCGGAGUCCACGUCCACAUGACCAACACCCGGAUCACGGACCCGGAGUCUCUUGAAAAGCGAUAUCCUUGCAUCCUCCACGAACUUUCCAUCCGUAAAGGUUCUGGUGGUGCAGGGAAAUACGCCGGUGGAGAUGGCUGCAUCCGUGACAUCGAGUUCCGACGACCUGUUCAAGUGUCGGUCCUCAGCGAGAGACGAUCAAUCCCGCCCCCAGGUAUCCAAGGUGGUGGGCCCGGUAAGCGAGGUGAGAACAUUUGGGUCACACAUGAUGAGUACGGGGCUCGUGAGAUUAUGCUCGGAGGUAAGAACACCUGCGAAAUGAAGAAGGGUGAUCGAAUUAUCAUACGAGCCCUGGUGGUGGAGGUUAUGGAAAGGUAG
Molecule: messenger RNA, 3594 nt
Organism: Fusarium falciforme
Lineage: Eukaryota; Fungi; Ascomycota; Sordariomycetes; Hypocreales; Nectriaceae
Exons: 9
Coding region: 1-3594 (1197 amino acids)
Biological process (GO): glutathione metabolic process
Cellular component (GO): cytosol
Molecular function (GO): 5-oxoprolinase (ATP-hydrolyzing) activity
Source: RefSeq, a predicted model, not a curated record